Molecule: messenger RNA, 1827 nt
Organism: Aspergillus alliaceus
Lineage: Eukaryota; Fungi; Ascomycota; Eurotiomycetes; Eurotiales; Aspergillaceae
Product: ENTH domain protein
Exons: 5
Coding region: 1-1827 (608 amino acids)
Biological process (GO): clathrin coat assembly; clathrin-dependent endocytosis; vesicle budding from membrane
Cellular component (GO): clathrin-coated pit; clathrin-coated vesicle
Molecular function (GO): SNARE binding; 1-phosphatidylinositol binding; phosphatidylinositol-4,5-bisphosphate binding
Source: RefSeq, a predicted model, not a curated record
AUGUCUCACAAUUUUGAGAAAUCCGUAAAAGGGGCCACCAAGGUCAAGCUUGCAGCCCCUAAAUCCAAAUACAUAGAGCACAUCUUAGUAGCGACUCACACAGGCGAAGCAGGAGUAGCGGAAAUAUUUCGAACACUGCAGCUUCGGCUUCGCGAUUCAACAUGGACUAUAGUUUUUAAAGCCCUCAUAGUCGCGCACAUCAUGGUGAGGGAGGGGCAAUUAGACGCUGCAUUACAGUAUAUGGCGGAGAACCCGAGGAAACUUGCAAUCAGCGGGUUUUCAGAAGUCCAGUCACAAGGACAUAACAUCCGCCGGUACUCCGACUACCUCAUCGCGCGCGCAAAUGCAUUCGAGGCUACUAAGACGGAUUAUGUACGAAGUGGGCAAGGGCGGAUGAAGAGGCUAACGGUAGAAAAAGGCCUCUUGAGGGAAACGGAGAUUGUACAGAGACAAAUUCAUGCGCUAUUGCAGUGUGAUCUUUUGACAGAUGAAGUUGAGAACGAGAUAACAUUAACGGCAUUCCGCCUGCUCACGUUGGAUCUCCUGACGCUUUACUCAGUCAUGAACGAGGGCACGAUAAACGUCUUGGAGCAUUAUUUUGAAAUGUCGCGACCCGACAGCGAGCGUGCGCUGGAGAUCUACAAGACUUUUACUCAACAAACAGAGGAGGUCGUAAAGUUUCUAGGUGUCGCUAGACAUUUCCAGGCAGCAACGCGAUUAGAAAUACCCAAGCUUAAGCAUGCCUCUACGGACUUGACUCGACUCCUUGAAGACGACCUUAACGACCCGGAUUUCGAUCAGCGACGAAGGGAAUAUCUACUGCGAAAAGGGGGGAAAGUUGACAACCUGGGUCCAACAUUCACAUCGAGCAAUACGGCUGGUGCAGGAAAUAGGUCUGUGAGCAACCCUAAUCCACCUCGACCUCAAACACAACCUGCUCCACAAAAGAAAGAGAACCCAGCGGACCUGAUCGAUUUCUUCGAUUCGAUCGAUCCACAAUCCAGUGCACAACAGAAUCCUACGCAACAACCACAGUUACAGCAGCAAGCGCAAGCAAUGCAAUUCCAGCAGACGGGCUUCCAACCGCAGCAGCCGCCGUUCUACCCCCAACAAACAGGGUUCCAACAACAAGCGCAACCGACCGGCUUUGGCCAGCCCAUGCCAGUCGGAGGCCCCUUUGCACAGCAAAGCACCAAUCCGUUUGGACAGCAGCAAGCUCAGCAGCCACAGCCACUUCAACCAACCCCAACCGGUGCAGGAUUUGGCGGUUACUCAGCACAACCACAGGCAUACGGAUUCCAAGGAAAUCUUGCCCCCAUUCCCCAGAACAAUGCCGGGCUAUUCUCCCAGCAACAACAGCCAAUGCUAGGUGCGGAGUUACAACAGCAAUCAACCAACCCCUUUAGACAGUCGAUGUUAAUGAGUACCCCGACUGGAAGCGGCGCGCCCGCCUCUCCGCUGAACCGCCAGAGCACGAAUCCUUUUGCGCGACGGCUGUCGAGCGCCAACCCGCCGCAAUUCAACGCCGGCACCCUGCCAGCCCAGCAACCGCCUCAACAGACAGCGCAGCCACUACAACCCCAACGAACGGGAACUAACCCUUUUGCACGAAGCUCUUCCGUUCCUCCGCAGCAGUCUCAGGGGCUACAGCCUCCUGGACUGGCGCCUCUGCGGCCAAACCCCACGGGAAGCACGAAUCCUUUCCGACAAAGCGCUUUUGUCAACCCGCAGACUGGCCAGGGGUGGCAUGUUAGCGGCCAGCAAGGCACCAUGGGAGGUUAUGAGCAGCUGGAGACCGUGCCAAUCUUUCCGCGGCCUGGAAUGUAA